Formica exsecta is the source of this 3668-nucleotide messenger RNA. RefSeq names its product ubiquitin conjugation factor E4 B-like. Bases 39 to 3650 code for a protein of 1203 amino acids. Gene Ontology annotation, molecular function: ubiquitin-ubiquitin ligase activity. The transcript has 6 exons. NCBI's taxonomy places the organism in Eukaryota, Metazoa, Arthropoda, Insecta, Hymenoptera, Formicidae. Gene Ontology annotation, biological process: protein polyubiquitination. The record is from RefSeq and is a predicted model, not a curated record. Gene Ontology annotation, cellular component: nucleus; cytoplasm; ubiquitin ligase complex.
GAAAGACCACGUACCCACUAACCUAAACGGCGAAUACGAUGCCUAGGAAGAAUACGGCGGCCGCCGCGUCUUCCGCGACAACCGUCCCGUCCUCCGCGACAAUUGCUGCGUCCUCCGCAACAACCGUCCCGUCCUUCGCGACAACUGUCCUGUCCUCCGCGACAACCGUCCUGUCCUCCGCGACAACCAUCCCGUCCUUCACGACAAACACCGCCUCAUCGUCGUGGAGUAUCAUCCAAUCGCCGCCGAGCACGUUGGCGCCGAUCGUCAGCCGACAGCCUGGCAGCCCGCUCAGCCCCAGCGAUCGGGCAUCUUAUAUCGACACGAUGCGUUAUCUCGAAUCUGAGAACUCGCGGUUGAAGCGGGAAGUGCAAACCACGCAGGAAACUUUCACUCGGGAAAUGUCCAACAUCGAAACCGUACUCUCUAACAAGCGGAAGUUGCUCGACGAGGCGGACACAGAACGCGUCAAGUUUGAGCUCAAUAUCAAACGCUUGCGGAAUGAUAACGAAGAUCUCAAGAACAAAUUGGAGAAGAAGACAAAGAAUUUGCAGAUAGCAGAACGAAAUGCAAUGAUACAUGAAAAAUGCUCCUGUGAUUUGCAAUCAUGGGCGAAGUGCAAGACACUUACGGAGAUAGAAAGUUCAAAGCAAUUGAAAGUAUUGCUCACUUUUAAACAUUGGAUGAAGGAGCGAGACGAUUUUGCAAACGUUAUCAUAUCACGUGUCUUGUGCGUAUCGUGGAAAAGCCCUAUAGAGGGAAGCAUAUUUCUGCCGCAAACAUCGGCAGCAUACAUGCAAACACAGAGAAGCAUGAAUUGUAGCGAUAUUAUUCAUCAGGCAUUGCAGGAGGUUUUGUAUAUGUUUUCGAGAGGGGAGGAUCCUUUGAUAGACGUGUCAUCUGGCUGUGAAGACAGUCCGAAUAGUCAAGCGAGUCCUUUGUUAAGUCUUGUGGUGGCUUCUUCAUCUUAUCAAUUACCGACGAUAUCAUUACUAGGCGACAGUUCAUUAGAACCGAAAAGUUUUACUUAUUUAUUAGAUUGUUAUUCAAGGAUUGCAAUUGAAGAAAGAAAUCAUGAAAAGCAGUCCUGUCUACUUCUCUCUGAAACUCUCUACGAAGUAGUGGCAAUUUUGAAAGCGCAAUGUGUUCAGUAUUCCAGCCUCGUUCUACAAGGGUUAAUCGGCAUUUGCCAAACUGCUGUCAUACCUAAAUGCACCACUUAUCUUUUCAAUCGGAUAUUAUUGCAGAACUUACCUCGGGGCUAUCUUCGCGAGCUCGUGGCUAGGACACACACGAAUCCGAACAUAUUCGAUAACAUUUUCACUCCAGUCUUGCAAGGCCUGUAUGACGCGAUACAGAAGGCGAGCUUAUACAACAAAACGCAAAGACCAAUCGAGGCGCUAGCCGAACUGAUAGAGAUUCGCUGUGGACCAAACAGCAAUAUACAUCCGAUUUGUCGUUUGAUAACGAAUCAAGUUCAAUUCUUGCCUGAUGUUAUGACAUCAGCAGCCGGAAGAGAGCUCUCGAGAACCUCACUCCUGGGAUGGUUUCUCUCGGCAUUGGUAUUUGCCGAAGUGCAACCGAAACUGCUGGAGGGAUUCUUCAAUAAAACUCCUGUCACGAACAAAUCGAUGAUUUUCACGCUGCAGCUAGGGUUGGAGAAUACCAGAACGUCAUUGCACAAGAUGUUUGAUACAAUACUCGCGAAUAGCAGCUGCCGCGAUGCCACUCUUGUGUACUUGGCGGCGUUGCUACGUCACAACGAGAAACGCGCGCAAAUACAGACGGAGGACAGUCCCUCCUUGGCCGGAGAUGGAUUUAUGUUGCAUCUACUAUCGAUUUUGCAAAUGCUCUCCGUGAAGAUCAACCUGGAUACUGUAGACCCGCUAUAUCCAUUUCAUCCAUCCAAUUUCGUCGAGAUAAAGAACGACACAAGACUGAAACUCACUUUGCAAGAGGUUGCGGAAUGGCAGAAACAUUUGGACAGCACACAUAAAUGGACGGAACCGAAGUUUCCGACACAAUGUUGGUUCCUCACGCUGCAUUGUCAUCACAUUGCGCUGUUACCGGCGUUGCAAAAUUAUCGGAAAAAAUUGUACGCCUCAAAGAAUUUACAAAAAAUGCUCGACGAACUGCAAGCUACAGAAUCUCAAUGGAAAGAUGAUCCUUUAGCGGAGCACAAUAAAGACUUGAUCAAACAAUGGAAGCAACAGUUGAAGCAACUGGUUACAUUCAAAUUAUGUGCAGAGGUAGCUCUGAUACAGCAAAUUUUUUUGGAAAGAUGCUUAGGCUUUUAUAUAUUGGUCGCCGAAUUUUUGCUGAGUCUUCUAACGCAGACUGCUCCGGAUCAUUUUCUUCCCGAACUUCCGUUACCUCAAGAAGUUAUAUGCAAAUUCACCGCAUUACCAGAAUGGUACAUAGAAGACAUAGUGGAAUUCUUGUUAUUCAUAUUCGAAUUCUGCCCAAUUCGGUUUGAUAUAGAUAUAUCGUCGCUUAUCACUUUGUUACUUGUCGUCGUGUGUACGCCACAUUGUAUACGAAAUCCGCAUCUUAUUGCAAAAAUCAUCAAGUUUCUUUAUAAGAUUCAGGUAGGAGUUUGUACACGAGGAACUUUUGGGCACAAAUUCAUGGCACAUCCUAUAUCCAAGACAUUUCUGGCGUCGUAUCUCAUAAAGUUUUAUACCGACGUUGAAACCAUUCACAUUAGUUCCGGAUUUAAGGAUAAGUUUACAAUAUGUUAUCACGUAAGUGUGAUUUUAAAUUCGUUAUGGCAUAGCCCGAUGCAUCGAGCGUCUAUCGUCAAUGAGAGUAAUAACGGCAAGCACUUCAUCAAGUUUAUCAACAUAUUGAUGAACGACAUCACCUUCCUGCUGGAGAAGAUUUUGGAACAUCUGAAGUAUAUACUCGAGGUGGAGGAAUUUAUGUCCGACACUAUCGCGUGGAAUGCUAUUUCGCAGGAGCAACAACAAUCGAGAACGAGACAGCUGGCGGCAAACGAGGAACAAGCCAGAUUCUCUCUUAAAUUAGCCAAGGAAAUAGUUGCCAUGUUUCAUUAUUUAACAGUCGACAUUAAGGAACCGUUUCUACGACCGGAAUUAGUCGGACAAUUGUGUGCCAUGCUGAAUUUUCAUUUGCAACAGUUGUGCGGAUCUAAGCCUGAAAAUUUGACAGUGAAAAAACUGGAAAAAUACGGAUGGCAACCGAAGAAGUUAUUCAGUCAAUUGAUUGAUAUAUAUUUACAUCUUGACUGUGAUAAUUUUGCGGCUGCUUUAGCCAGUGAUGAACAUUUGUUUUAUAACGAGUUAUUCACCGACGCUGCGAAUGAAUUAGAGAGAUCCGCCAUUAAAACUACGACGGAAAUUGAGAGUUUCGUAGCUCUCGCUGAGCGUGCGGCGGUAAUCGCAAGAGACAAUCGCGCACGUGGCGACGCUCCUGAAGAAUUUCGGGAUCCAUUGAUGGACACUCUUAUGGAGGAUCCAGUCAAGCUACCGUCUGGUAUUGUUGUGGACAAAGCAGUUAUCAUUAGACAUUUACUCAACAGUGCCACGGAUCCUUUUAAUUGGCAGCCGCUUAGCGAAGAUAUGCUUGUGCCAAUGCCCGAUUUGAAAGAAAGAAUAUCAAUAUGGAAACAACAAAAGCAACAGUGCUAAGGUGACAAGAAUUAUGCA